Leptosia nina is the source of this 3678-nucleotide messenger RNA. Lineage: Eukaryota; Metazoa; Arthropoda; Insecta; Lepidoptera; Pieridae. The record is from the annotation of a GenBank genome assembly.
AUGCAUAAUCACAAACGGUUCAGCAGCAGCAGUGGAACAUCAUCAGGAAGUUCUAAUUUAAGAGUGUCAGAUGCCGUGCAUAUGUCGGAUCCAGCCAAUUCUGCUGAAAUUCUCGCUCGGUUACAUAAUAACGACAAGGCUAGAUUUACAGACACCAGCUGGCAAAUUCAUAGAACAUGGACGAGAAAUGGAGACCCGAUAUCCCGAUCGCCAGCAGUUACCAGAGCCGAACCUGUGAAGCAAUCCGCAGUUAAUUCGCCUGAUCCACGACAAGAAGAUCAGAAUGGCAUUUACGACACCAUUACAGUCAGAGAAAAGACCCGAGCGGUUAGUGCACCAGCCACGCCCGCAGCCCCCACUCUCAUAACAGAAUACGGCGGUCCUCGAUCGAUAAGUUACUCUGGUGGUGGCGGACCAGCCUCAAGACUAGACCUUUGCUAUGUGGCGGAACGUAUGCUGGCUCUUCACUUACCACACAGGGACGCCCAGGCAGAAGCGCAGGCUGCACACAUGCUGACAAACAAACAUGGCGAACACUUCAUGGUGUUUGAAGUGAGUGGUGGAGAUGUAGCAGGUGAUGGGCGAGCUGCUCGCGGCGUAUUCGGACGAGCUCGCUCGCUUGGCUGGCCAGGCGACUUGGCUCCACCACUUGAACGAUUAUGCGCUGCAUGCAAACACAUCGAGAGUUGGCUGGCUGCACACCCUAAGAACGUCGCUAUAUUACUCGCAUGGGGUAACCGCGAACGUCUGGGAGUUUUAGUAGCGGCAUAUAUGCAUUACUCGGCGAUUUGUGGUGCACCAGAACAUGCUUUGGACCGAUAUGCUAUGAGACGAUACCUGGAUGAUCGAGUGCCCGUCUUCACACUUCCUUCCAAUAAACGAUACAUAGACACAUUUGCCGGCUUACUGGCGGGCCAGAUACGAGUUAAUUCCGCACCACUCCAACUGACACAUGUAAGCGUAGCUGGCUCGCUGGCAGCGUCGUCUGCACCUACUAUCGCUUUUCUUAAAAUCUACGAAAAUUACUCGUGUGUUUACACGUCAGGUCUGUACAUGGUAAAUGGUGGCGGUUGGACGGUAGGAGUAGGUCGUCUGGCGUUACGUGGGGACGUACUCGUGCGCGCGUACCGUCGGCCUGCGCACCAGCAUGCUCAUGCGUCCCCGCGCCAUCUUGUAUUCGCGUGUCAGUUCCACACCUGCGCCGUCGCCGACCACACGCUCUCCUUCACUAAGCUCCAACUUGACCACGCUCUGCAUGAUCCUUCUUUUCCAAGUGAUGGUGCUGUUGAGCUGAUCUUCGCAAGAGGAGAGGGUGCGGGAGGAGCACCACCUGCCCCCACCCCUGCUGCACCUCUUCGUGCAGCCCCCGAUGCCCUGGCCCGGGCUGACUCACUUGAACAUUUACGACCCUUAUCUACACUAACCGACGAUGAGCCAGGUGACAAUAACGGCAGUGCUGGAUCUGGUGGCGAGGCGGGGGAGGCGGCUCACACAUUCGGCCCUCUCGACGGGUCCAUCUACGCUACGGUUGUGCGUGCGAGCGGCGGUCCGUCGUCGCCGCUCAGCGCCUCAAUGGACUCUGGAAUUUCAUCAGCGGGCCGGCGAGCCGCUCCGAGCCCACCCGACGAGCUGGACGCCCUUCUGGGGGACAUGUUGCGCACCGUGAGCGCGCUACCAGACCCACCGCCUGCGCCCACGACACCACAGUCGAACGUCGAACGCGCGCCCGAUAUACCGUAUCACGCACGAACCGAUUCCGCACCAUUCACUUACGGUGCUCCAGGCCUUCGCCCCGGCAUGCUUCGCGCUUCCAAUCGACUCGCUAGUCCAGAACUGGUCCGGCGAGCUCUAGGCCACGAUCGAGGAUAUCAAGGUAUAGAAGACGACGACGAUGAGCGAACGAUUACCCCGGAUCCAUCGCCGCGUACUCCGCUGUCGCCCAGGACUCUUAGGAAGCUCACAUGCGAGGAUGUUACAACAACGAAAACCAGCUCAACUCCAGCACCAGCAUCGCCUCUGAGGAAUGGACGCUGGACAAAUGGAGACGCAGAAAGCAUCAAGGGACCACAAAGUAGCGCACGAAAAUUAUCACACGACGCCGAGUGGAUAGAGAGGCCACCGAGUAGCACUCGAAAGGUUAUAAACAACGAUACUUGGCGCUCCACCAGCACUAUUGGUUGGCAUGAGAGUACUCGAAGUCGGGAGCCCAGGCGGUCAGAGAGCGGCAUAGAUGGCAAUUCGGGGCUGACGUGGCUGCAACGGCAACAGCAGAAGUUGAGGGAAAGGAAAGAAGCAAGAGAGAGGGUCGCCAGAUUACCUCUAGAAUGGGACGCGCCGUCUCGACAUGUACGGCGGUCCGCUAGCCAUCGUGUGGACGGUUAUACAAGCGACACGACAGCAUUCGCAGAUGACGAUGAUGACUUUAGCGUUCCCUUGCAUGUUAACACAAGGACGAUUCACAGGACAGACAGCAUCAGCCCUCAAGCCCCAGACAGGACCUCAUCUAGAAAGUUCAUGUAUGAAAAGAUGACGUUGCGCGAAUGGAGUGCCAGCAGCACGCCGACUAAUACCGCCACGCCUGGUCUUUUGUCAUUAGCAGAGCCUAUUAAUAACGAUUCUACGAUUCGAGAGCGAUCAGAGAGCUGGUCAAGAGCUGAGUCCCGCGCCGGCACACCAGCUUUCCCCACACAUCCACGCACUCCGUACCCUCCGACGCCCACGCCAUCUCUCUCUGCACGACCGCCACGCUCCCCACCAUCUAUAAGGAAAGAUCGUGAAGGCAGCCCCGAAUCAGAGUAUCGCACCUACAACGGCAGCAAUGGAUCCCGAAGGUCUAGUCUCAGUGGAUCCGAACUGCAACAUGUCGCCCCCGAUAGAGUACGUUUUGCAAGAGACACCAGCCACUACUGGUAUAAGCCCAACAUUUCACGAGACGACGCUGUCUCCGCACUCCUUCAACAAGAAGAAGGCGCGUUCAUAGUACGCGAUUCGAAUUCGUUCCCCGGUGCUUUUGGUUUGGCUGUACGUGCAAGUGGCGCGGGUGGUGUAAGACACUUCCUGAUUGAACCGACCGCUCGUGGCGUCCGCCUGCGAGGCUGUCCCGAUGAACCUGUCUUCAGUUCGCUAUCAGCGCUAGUUUAUCAACACACGGUUACCCCGUUAGCACUGCCGGUACCCUUGAAGCUUCCGGACAGGGACUUAUGGACUGGAGGUAGCGCUAAUGCGGCGGCUCGGGCACUUCUAGCCACAGGUGCUGCCUGUAACGUGCUCUUACUGGGAUCAGAAAACACGGAGGCCCUCACAGGACCAGCUGCCGUUAAGCGUGCAGUGCAAAAUAUUUUACUGAAAAAGGCAACUGCGCACGUAGUUCACUUCAAAGUUUUUGGUGGCGGAAUCACGCUAACAGACUCAACGCGAAAAGUUUUCUUCAGGCGACACUAUCCAUCUAACGCGGUGUCUUAUGCUGGUAUAGAUCCGGAUGAGAGAAGAUACGUCUAUGUAGAUAAUGGAAAACAAGCUGAAAAGCGUAUUUUUGCGUUUGUCGCUCGCUCGGCUUCUGGUGCUGAUAACCAGUGUCAUGUCUUUGCUGAACUUGAACCCGAACAACCGGCUACAGCUAUUGUCAAUUUCGUUAACAAGGCACUCUUAGGAAACACACAGAAGAGGGACAUAAUUUGA